AUGUUUUCCAGCCUGCGUAUGGGUGAGGUGAUCCGUGAGAAGGUCCAGGAUGGCGUUACUGGCGAGACUCGUGAUAUGCAGUACACCCAGUGCAAGAUCGUGGGCAAUGGCUCCUUUGGCAUUGUCUUCCAGACCAAGCUGUCUCCCGGAGGCGAAGAUGCUGCCAUCAAACGCGUCCUUCAGGACAAACGCUUCAAGAUCAUGCGCAUAGUCCGUCACCCAAACAUUGUCGAGCUCAAGGCGUUUUACUACUCCAACGGUGAUAGAAAGGACGAGGUCUACCUUAACUUGGUGCUUGAAUACGUCCCAGAGACCGUCUACCGCGCUUCGCGGUACUUCAACAAGCUCAAGACUACCAUGCCACUCCUCGAGGUGAAGCUGUACACAUACCAGUUGUUCCGCUCUCUCGCCUACAUCCAUUCCCAGGGCAUCUGCCACCGUGACAUCAAACCCCAGAACCUCCUCCUUGACCCCAGCACCGGCAUUCUCAAGCUCUGCGACUUUGGCAGUGCUAAGAUCCUCGUCGCCAACGAGCCCAACGUCUCCUACAUCUGCUCCCGCUACUACCGCGCCCCUGAGCUGAUAUUCGGUGCCACCAACUAUACCACCAAGAUCGAUGUCUGGUCCACCGGAUGUGUCAUGGGAGAGCUCAUGCUCGGUCAGCCUCUUUUCCAGGGAGAGUCUGGCAUUGACCAGCUGGUUGAGAUCAUCAAGAUUCUGGGCACUCCCACCCGCGAGCAGAUCCGCACCAUGAACCCCAACUACAUGGAGCACAAGUUCCCCCAGAUUAAGCCUCACCCAUUCAACAAGGUACCAUCCCGGCGUCCUUACUCCUUUUCUUUUUUUUUUUUUUUCUUCCACCUGUGUAUGCUAAUUUGUUCGUCCUAUCAGGUCUUCCGCAAGGCCUCCCACGAGGCAAUUGACUUGAUCACCGCUCUUCUCGAGUACACCCCCACCCAGCGUCUUUCCUCCAUCGAAGCUCUUUGCCAUCCAUUCUUUGAUGAGCUCCGUGAGCCAAACGUUCGUCUUCCAGACUCGCGUCAUCCAAAUGCUCCUCCCCGUGACAUGCCCAAGCUUUUCAACUUCACUCGUCAUGAGCUCUCUAUUGCUCCCAAUAUGAACCACCGUCUCAUUCCACCACACGCCAGAGCAGAGCUUGUUGCACAGGGUCUUGACAUCGACAACUUUACUCCUCUCAAGAAAGAGGAGAUGAUGGCCCGUCUUGAUUGA
Molecule: messenger RNA, 1230 nt
Organism: Trichophyton verrucosum HKI 0517
Lineage: Eukaryota; Fungi; Ascomycota; Eurotiomycetes; Onygenales; Arthrodermataceae
Exons: 6
Coding region: 1-1230 (409 amino acids)
Biological process (GO): signal transduction; protein phosphorylation
Cellular component (GO): cytoplasm
Molecular function (GO): protein serine/threonine/tyrosine kinase activity; ATP binding; protein serine/threonine kinase activity
Source: RefSeq, a predicted model, not a curated record